UUGAUUAGCGGUGGCCAGUUUGGUAGGCUUCGGGUUUGGGAUUCCAAAUCUCAAAGAUGCAUAGUUGAAAUCCGUGGUCCUCUUGAUCGAUGUGUCUCUUCUGAUGCCUUGGGUGUCUCUGUGAACGAGUUGCACACGCCAGACUAUGGUCUUCAUUCUAUCAUGCAACUUCACAUUGAUUCUACUUUUUCAUGCAAAGACGAUAAGGUUGGCCAACUGAUUUUGGUGCGUCAGAGCAAUCAUGUUGAAUUCUACAACUUAUGGGACAUGAAAUUGGAUAGUGAGCGCCUUCGUAACAUGCAUAUAUUUGUAUUCUCCACUGUUUUGACCCCUAAGUUCCUAGGUGAUAUUGGCCAGGUGCAGCAACUUUGUGUUGCAGGUCGUUCCCAUUCUAGACUGGUACUAGCAGAUUCUUCUGAUCGAUUGAAGAUCUUUCUACGGCCACCGGGCCUGACUAAGUCUGCGAAUGCUGGGUGGGCUUGUCAUCUAGUUCCAGAUGGCCAUUCUGCCCCCAUACUUGACCUAGCCGUUUCUACAUGCGGUGAAUGGCUAGCUACAGGGGCUCGGGAUAACGCAAUCUGCCUUUGGAGGAUUGUAGAAACGACUGAUGAGGCUGCCAUAGACGAAAAGCCAUCAGACGUAUGCCGAGACACAGUGAAAGUGAUUCUGAUUGCUCAUCAGCUGUCUGCACAUGCUGCGCACGUCACUGCUGUUUGCUUUGAUAGGUAA
Molecule: messenger RNA, 729 nt
Organism: Protopolystoma xenopodis
Lineage: Eukaryota; Metazoa; Platyhelminthes; Monogenea; Polystomatidea; Polystomatidae
Source: the annotation of a GenBank genome assembly